AUGGAUCAAAGUUACGACCUGGUGGUUGUUGGUGCAGGAUGGUUUGGACUUGCGGCUGCAAAGGCUUGCACAGAGUUGAGGCCAAAUGACAACAUUGCAGUCCUCGAGUCUGCUACUUCUUGCGGUGGAACAUGGGCCGAGCACAGAUUAUACCCCGGACUCAAGUCCAACAACAUGCUGGGCACUUAUGAGUACCCCGACUUCCCCAUGAGCGAAAAGGUCUACGGUGUGAAGCCAGACAACCACAUUCCCGGAGCUGUCCUCAACCGGUAUCUCACAGACUAUGCGCGGCACUUUGGAUUCCUGGACCGCGUAAAAUUCAAGCACCAAGUGGAUGGCGUCGAGUCUCUGCCCGACGGCAGCUGGGUCCUGACAGUGACGACGCCCGAGGGCCAGAAGACGAUUGCGACGGCAAAACUGGUGCUGGCCACUGGUUUGACCUCGACGCCCAACAUGCCCAACUACAAGGGCGCAGAGUCUUUCGAGGCCCCCUUAUACCACGCCAAGGACUUCUGUGACCGGGCCGAUACACUGAAGGGAAUCAAGAACGCCAUUGUGGUAGGUGGAGCCAAGUCGGCCUUUGAUGUCGCCCACGCCUGCGUCGAGGCCGGUGCCACAGUCGACCUCAUCAUCCGACCCGACGGCCACGGACCCGUUUGGAUCGCACCUCCAUUUGUCACGCCCCUGAAGCGUCGUCUCGACAAGCUCCUGUUUGUGCGAUGGAUGACCUGGUUCAGCCCCUGCCCCUGGGGUGAGGAGGAUGGUUACAUCUCGGCGCGCAAGUUCCUUCACGGAACUGCUCUCGGACGUUUCCUGGUCAAGUCUUUCUGGAGCAUCUUGGGCAACGACGUCAUCAAGGCCAACGACUACGACUCUCACCCUGAACUUCAGAAGCUCAAGCCCUGGCAAUCGGCAUUCUGGAUUGGCAGUGGUCUCAGUAUCCUCAACUACAGCACCCCAUUCUUCGACAUGGUCAAGCAGGGCAAGAUCAAGGUGCACAUUCAAAACAUUGACCACCUCGAGGGCAAGAAGUGCCACCUCGAGGAUGGCACCGUCCUGGACGCCGACGUCAUGAUCUGCUCGACGGGCUGGAAGAAGGAGUCGUCGCUCAAGAUCAAGGGUCUCGACGCCGCCGGCCUCAGCCUGCCCGUGUCAGAAAAGGAGCUUGGACAGCUGAACAAGGAGGCCGACGAAAAGGUUCUCGCCAUGUUCCCCAUCCUCAAGGACCAGCCCAAGCUGCGGUUCGAGGAGAAGAAGGGCGAGCCGCUCCGCUUCUACCGCUUCGCCGUGCCGCCGAGCAUGGUCAAGAGCCGCAACCUGGCCUUUGCCGGUAUGAUCUCCACCGUCGGUACCGCCGUGUGCGCCUCCAUCCAGGGCCUCUGGAUCUCCAUGUUCCUGGACGGCAAGCUCGAGCGCAUUGCCAAGACGGACGAGGAGAUCUCGGACGAGGUCAUGCUGCACACCCAGUGGGGUCGCUGGAGAUACCCCUGCGGCUACGGUGCCAGCUUGCCCGACUUUGUCUUUGACUCGCUGCCGUUUGUGGACCUGCUGCUCAAGGACAUUGGUCUCAACAACCACCGCAAGGGCGGCAUGAUUGCCGAGCUCACCACCCCUUACGCUCCCGGUGACUUUGCUGGUCUGUUCCAGGAAUGGCAGCAGAAGCACCCCGACGUGAAGAACUAG
This is a messenger RNA of Pestalotiopsis fici W106-1, 1683 nucleotides long. RefSeq lists its product as uncharacterized. Gene Ontology annotation, molecular function: flavin adenine dinucleotide binding; NADP binding. Lineage: Eukaryota; Fungi; Ascomycota; Sordariomycetes; Amphisphaeriales; Sporocadaceae. The transcript is spliced from 2 exons. The coding region runs from base 1 to 1683 and encodes 560 amino acids. The record is from RefSeq and is a predicted model, not a curated record.